Ostreococcus tauri is the source of this 177-nucleotide messenger RNA. Its product is annotated as unnamed product. Bases 1 to 177 code for a protein of 58 amino acids. NCBI's taxonomy places the organism in Eukaryota, Viridiplantae, Chlorophyta, Mamiellophyceae, Mamiellales, Bathycoccaceae. The transcript has a single exon. The record is from RefSeq and is a predicted model, not a curated record.
AUGCACCAGAGCGACGCGUGGGACAUCGAUAAGGAGCGCGACGCGCUGAUGUACAAGCGAGAGAGCCUCGAGGCGAUGUUCCGAUUGAAAUUUACCCCGGAAGGAGGGUCGGCGGCGGCGACGGAGACGACGACGCCGGACGACGACGACGCGGGCGAGGACGCCGCGCGGUCGUAG